Messenger RNA from Phyllostomus hastatus (greater spear-nosed bat), 3402 nucleotides. RefSeq names its product septin 6 (gene SEPTIN6). Gene Ontology annotation, biological process: cytoskeleton-dependent cytokinesis; cilium assembly. The record is from RefSeq and is a predicted model, not a curated record. Gene Ontology annotation, molecular function: molecular adaptor activity; GTPase activity; GTP binding. Lineage: Eukaryota; Metazoa; Chordata; Mammalia; Chiroptera; Phyllostomidae. Gene Ontology annotation, cellular component: cell division site; septin ring; microtubule cytoskeleton. Bases 211 to 1515 code for a protein of 434 amino acids. The transcript is spliced from 11 exons.
GAGGUGCCGAAAGCAAAGGAGGGGACCCGCGGCGGCAGCUCGCCAGGAGGAAAAGGAAAUUAGACAGUCAGAGCCUCUGCCAUAGGAGGCUCUCCCCUCAGUGCACUGCCUGCCGCCUAGUCCGGAGCUCAUCCAAGGAGCUCCACUGUUUCCUGUGCCGGAGCUCCCGUUGCGGCGGCGCCCGUGGCAGCCCUGGCGGACGCAGGAGCGAUGGCAGCAACCGACAUAGCUCGCCAGGUGGGUGAAGGUUGCCGAACUGUCCCCCUGGCUGGACAUGUGGGGUUUGACAGCUUGCCUGACCAGCUGGUGAAUAAGUCAGUCAGCCAGGGCUUCUGCUUUAACAUCCUGUGUGUGGGAGAGACAGGUUUGGGCAAGUCCACCCUCAUGGACACCCUGUUCAACACCAAGUUCGAGGGGGAGCCAGCCACCCACACACAGCCAGGUGUCCAGCUUCGGUCUAAUACCUAUGACCUUCAUGAGAGCAAUGUGGGGCUAAAGCUCACAAUCGUAAGCACAGUGGGCUUUGGGGACCAGAUCAACAAGGAGGACAGCUACAAGCCCAUCGUGGAAUUCAUCGAUGCCCAGUUCGAAGCCUACCUGCAGGAGGAACUGAAGAUACGCAGGGUACUGCACACCUACCACGACUCUCGCAUCCACGCUUGCUUGUACUUCAUCGCCCCUACAGGUCAUUCCCUGAAGUCUCUGGACCUAGUGACAAUGAAGAAGCUGGAUAGUAAGGUGAACAUAAUCCCCAUCAUUGCCAAGUCGGAUGCCAUUUCUAAGAGUGAGCUAACAAAGUUCAAAAUCAAAAUAACCAGUGAGCUUGUCAGCAACGGGGUCCAGAUCUACCAGUUUCCUACAGAUGACGAGUCGGUGGCAGAGAUCAAUGGAACUAUGAACGCCCACCUGCCUUUUGCUGUCAUUGGCAGCACAGAAGAACUGAAGAUAGGCAACAAGAUGAUGAAGGCUCGGCAGUAUCCUUGGGGCACCGUGCAGGUUGAAAACGAGGCCCACUGUGACUUUGUGAAGCUGCGGGAGAUGCUAAUUCGGGUCAACAUGGAGGACCUCCGGGAGCAGACCCACAGCCGGCACUAUGAGCUGUACCGCCGCUGCAAGCUGGAGGAGAUGGGCUUCAAGGACACUGAUCCCGACAGCAAACCCUUCAGUUUACAGGAGACAUAUGAGGCCAAAAGGAAUGAGUUCCUAGGAGAGCUCCAGAAAAAGGAAGAGGAGAUGAGACAGAUGUUUGUCCAGAGAGUCAAAGAGAAAGAAGCUGAACUCAAAGAGGCAGAGAAAGAGCUGCAUGAGAAGUUUGACCGUCUGAAGAAACUACACCAGGACGAGAAGAAGAAGCUGGAGGAUAAGAAGAAAUCCCUGGAUGAUGAAGUGAAUGCUUUCAAACAGAGAAAGACGGCAGCCGAGCUGCUCCAGUCCCAGGGCUCCCAGGCUGGAGGCUCACAGACUCUGAAAAGGGACAAAGAGAAGAAAAAUAAUCCAUGGCUGUGUACUGAAUAGUAUCCCCCGCUACAGCUGGACUGGACUCCAUUUAGCCUUUUAAACCAAGGUUCUUAUUCUAACUGACAGCUUUCCUGCAGGGUGCCAGGAAGCUGGGUCCCUGCUCCUGCCAUGUACUUCCACUUCAACGCACCCCCUUCUUUUGAGUUCUGCUUCCCAGUCUCACUGGCACUGACCAUGAACAACAACUUUUGAAUUUUUGAAGGGGUUUUUUUUUUUUUGGUUAAUUUCUUUCAAAACACCGUCUAUCAAGGCUAUGCCAAAUAUUCAGGCUUUUUGAAGUGUUGCAAAUGGGAAGAGUUUCUCUCUUUAGUAAUAGAUAAUAAUCAUAGGAAGUGAAAGGUAGAGAAAAUGAACAUCAAACACAUGCACACUCUUGAUCUUUUCUUGUUGGUAAAGCAAGAGUGCAGUUAUGAUACGUUAUUGUUUGGUGAGUCGCUGUCUUGUCAGUGGCCACAGGCAAGUAUGAAGGGCCUGCUGUCAAAGCUUAAGCUAACUUCUUGAAAAACCCAAGUCUCAGUGGAACAUUUUAGCAGACCCCUAUGCCUUGCAGGGUUUUUUUUGUUUGUUUGUUUUAAAAGACGAAUUUAGACACUCCUCCAGUAGCUCAGAGAAAUGCUAAAUUAGGGCUGUCCAGCCUUCUGGGGAAGGGCAUCUUGUUUGAAGCUUUGAUGUUUCCAGGUCCAGUUUCACAGCUGCUUCCCCCAAAACCCAAACUCAAAACAACCAAUUGGUCUUCUUCCUCCAGGGUAAUUAUUUGCAUCACAAACAGGCCCCCCUCAUUUACAUUUGUUUACGGAUUAAGUACUUGAGGCUUGAGGAGCUCUGAAAACUUCAAAAUUUUUAGAGCCACUCAGCCUUUGAGAGACCUUUAGAGACUAGGCAGGAAUUUUGUAUUAAGGAAGAAAUUUGGGUUCGCAAGACAGAGAUGAUCCACUUUUUUUCGUAAAAGAAAAUCGAAGCCCAGAGAAAUGAAGGGACUUGCCAGAGGUUCCAGGGCUGUUUUGUGGCAGAAGCCAAGCCAAACUCAGUGUCUCCUGACUCCCCAUCCACCUCAUUAAGGGAUUCAGUCUGUUCAUUCCUGUGUGUUCCUGGAGACAAGGUCUUCUGAUGCUCAGAGAACCUGAAGAGUUAGUAUUAGAGGCCUCUUACAUUUUUUCCCAUAGAAAAAUAUCCAAGGAUGAGUGGGUAGGGGCCGGCAAAGCAGAAGACUUCAGACCAGCUCCUGAACUGAGUGCUUCUGCUGACAGUAGAGGUCACCAACAACCGUGAGCUAGUCAGCUUUCCUAGAAGUCUGGAAUGGGGCCCAGGCACACUUUUGUUUAACAAGUGCCCUAGAUGAUCCUUAUAAUCAAGAAAGUUUGGAAAACGAAAAUCUAACCUGUGAGUGAGCACAAGGCCUUUAGGAAGUUGAUCCACACUAUGGAAAAGAAUUAAAAUUGUUAUUUUAUUGAGCAGUUUUCUUUCUUUUGUAUUUUAUUACAUCUAUUAUUGGGGUGACAUUGGUUAGUGGUAGUUUUCUCGCUGUAGAGAGAAAGAUUCCCCCCCUUUGGUGAAAAGGCUUUCUAAUGAGUACAGUUGUUGCUAUUUUUUUUUAAAUACCCUAACUACUCUGUUUACUUCUGGUGAAACAAAACCAGUCAUUAGAAAUGGUCUGUGCUUUUAUUUUUUCAGACUGGAAUGGAACAGCUUUCCUGAAAAAUCCUCACGUGUACUCACACACACACACACACACACACACGCACCUAGUUUCUCUUAAGCCAAGAAGUUUGCUUUUCCUAGCUGCAGUGCAGACCACUUUUGUUUUUGUUUCUUCUUUUAAUCAUCUGGCAUUCCCAUGUAGCUGUUAAUAUGUGCUUGUUUUUAAUUAAAACAAGAAGCUUCAAA